UAAUCACACACAUAAAUCUGACUGAUUUCUCUACACGCUUUCUCUCUCUAAAAAGAUUAAAAUUAAAAUCAAAUUCAAAUUUUCUCUCUCUAACUAAAAACUAUCCAAAAUCACUAGGGUUUUCAACAGCUGGAUCCAACAAUGGCAGAAGAGCCUACAUCGCCGUCACACACGGCGGCGUCGUCGGCAGCGGCACAAUCGCAGCAAUCUCAAGCAGCGCCGCUAGGUUCAUCAGUGAUUCCUAUAGUGAACAAGUUACAAGACAUAUUCGCGCAACUCGGAAGCCAGUCGACGAUCGAGCUGCCGCAAGUGGCAGUUGUCGGAAGUCAAAGCAGCGGGAAAUCUAGCGUGCUUGAGUCGCUCGUCGGGAGGGAUUUCUUGCCACGUGGAAACGAAAUUUGUACUCGACGACCGCUUGUUUUACAGCUGUUGCAAACUAAGAGGAAAGCUGACGACAGUGAAGAAGAGUGGGGAGAGUUUUUACAUCUUCCUGGCAAGCGGUUUUAUGAUUUUUCUGAGAUCCGUAGAGAAAUUCAGGCUGAGACGGCUAAGGAAGCUGGGGAAAACAAAGGUGUCUCAGACAAGCAGAUUCGUUUGAAGAUUUUUUCACCAAAUGUUCUCGAUAUCACACUUGUUGACUUGCCCGGGAUAACUAAGGUUCCUGUAGGCGAUCAACCCUCUGAUAUUGAAGCACGGAUUAGAACCAUGAUCAUGUCGUAUAUUAAGAAACCAAGCUGUCUAAUUCUAGCCGUUACACCAGCCAAUUCAGAUUUAGCCAACUCAGAUGCUCUCCAGAUUGCAGGAAAUGCUGAUCCUGAUGGUUACAGAACUAUUGGAGUAAUUACAAAGUUGGAUAUUAUGGACAGAGGUACUGAUGCUCGUAAUCUACUGCUUGGAAAAGUGAUCCCUCUUCGACUUGGCUAUGUUGGUGUGGUUAACCGGAGUCAAGAGGAUAUUAUACUCGAUCGAAGUAUCAAGGAUGCACUUGCAGCAGAGGAGAAGUUUUUCCGCAGUCGUCCAGUAUACAAUGGGCUAGCUGAUCGCUGUGGUGUUCCUCAGUUAGCUAAGAAGUUGAACCAGGUUCUUGUUCAACAUAUCAGAGCCAUACUACCAGGGCUGAAGUCACGCAUAACUUCUGCAUUGGUUUCCCUGGCAAAGGAACAUGCAAGUUAUGGAGAAAUCACAGAAUCAAAGGCUGGUCAGGGAGCACUUCUCCUAAACAUUCUUUCAAAAUACGCAGAGGCAUUUUCUUCAAUGGUAGAGGGUAAAAAUGAAGAAAUGUCAACUUUAGAGCUGUCUGGUGGAGCACGCAUCCACUAUAUAUUUCAAAAUAUCUUUGUGAAGAGUUUAGAGGAGGUUGAUCCAUGUGAGGACUUGACCGAUGAUGACAUUCGAACUGCCAUUCAAAAUGCAACUGGUCCUAGAUCUGCACUAUUUGUGCCGGAAGUGCCAUUUGAAGUUCUCAUUCGAAGGCAAAUAGCUCGUUUAUUAGAUCCAAGCCUCCAGUGUGCUAGGUUUAUAUAUGAUGAACUAAUGAAGAUGAGCCAUCGCUGUCUAGUAAAUGAACUACAAAGAUUUCCUGUUCUAAGAAAGCGUAUGGAUGAAGUUAUUGGGAACUUUUUGCGAGAUGGUCUGGAACCAUCUGAGACAAUGAUUGGCCACAUUAUUGAAAUGGAGAUGGAUUACAUAAACACCUCGCAUCCAAAUUUUGUUGGUGGUAGUAAGGCUGUUGAGAAUGCCAUGCAACAGAUAAAGUCUUCUAGGGCUGUUUCUCUACCUAUUAGACAAAAGGAUGGUAUAGAACCUGAUAAGGCACCAGCGUCAGAGAGGAGCCUUAAAUCUCGGGCUAUUCUUGCUAGACAAGUAAAUGGAAUGUUGGCUGAGCAGGGAGUUCGUCCUGGAGCCGAUAUGGAAAAAGUUGCUCCUCCAGGGAAUGCCACAAGCGUUUCAAGUUGGGGUAUUUCAUCUAUUUUUGGUGGGAGUGAUAGCUCUCGUGUAUCCGCUAAAGAGAAUACAACUAACAAGUCGUAUAUGGAGCCAGUUAACCACAUGGACGCUUUGGAGCAAAGCUUUUCUAUCAUCCAGUUGAGAGAGCCUCCAAUUAUGUUGAGGCCCUCAGAUAAUCACUCAGAGCACGAGGCUGUUGAAAUUGCAAUCACUAAAUUGCUAUUGAGAUCUUACUAUGACAUUGUUCGGAAGAAUAUUGAGGACUCCGUACCCAAAGCAAUUAUGCACUUUCUGGUAAACCACACAAAGCGUGAACUGCACAAUGUGUUCAUUAAAAAACUUUACAGAGAAAACCUGUUUGAAGAGAUGCUGCAGGAACCUGAGGAGAUAGCCAUGAGAAGAAAGCGGACUCGAGAAACACUUAGAGUUCUUCAACAGGCUGUAAAGACAUUGGAUAACUUGCCAUUGGAAACGGAAACAGUUGAAAGGGGAUACGGAUUAGGUUCAGAUCCAACAGGAUUGCCUAAGAUCCAUGGGCUUCCAACAUCAUCAAUGUAUUAUUCUUCUAGUAGCGGCUCCGGUGACUACACGGCUUCUCCUAAGAGGACCCGCAAAUCAUCUCAUUCGGGUGAGCUACAAUCUCAUUUAUAUGCUAAUGCUGAUUCUAAUGGAGGCGGACGACCUCACAUGCCAGGUUUCUAUCCAACUGUUGAUUUAUAAACAUGCUCACUUAUCGAGUUUUUAUUUUUGCUCAAAUUGCCCGAAUGUAUUGUAUUCAUUUGAUUGCCAAGUCACCGUCUUUAGAAGGUCCUCAAAAAUUUCAUCGCUCCAGACAUGUGCAAACUAGGAGUAUAUGUCCGUAGUUUCUCUAAUAUAGUAUAGAAUUAUAAUUUCAUUGUUUUACAGAGGCUUCAUCGAGAAUAAUAGGGAGCCAAUAAUUUACUUCUUUUUGCCCCAUUAAAAGCAUAUAUUUUAGUCAAGCUAAAAUCUGUUUGCUGGUUUUUUAUUCAGAUUGUAGAAACGACAUUAUGCUUUACAAGUGUUUGCAUUGUUGAGCUUAUGUUAAUAUUUAUUACUAUUUUUAA
Mercurialis annua (annual mercury) is the source of this 3032-nucleotide messenger RNA. RefSeq names its product dynamin-related protein 3A. Gene Ontology annotation, molecular function: GTPase activity; microtubule binding; GTP binding. The transcript is spliced from 20 exons. NCBI's taxonomy places the organism in Eukaryota, Viridiplantae, Streptophyta, Magnoliopsida, Malpighiales, Euphorbiaceae. The record is from RefSeq and is a predicted model, not a curated record. Gene Ontology annotation, cellular component: membrane; microtubule; mitochondrion. Gene Ontology annotation, biological process: peroxisome fission; mitochondrial fission. Bases 142 to 2667 code for a protein of 841 amino acids.